This is a messenger RNA of Prunus mume (Japanese apricot), 2897 nucleotides long. NCBI's taxonomy places the organism in Eukaryota, Viridiplantae, Streptophyta, Magnoliopsida, Rosales, Rosaceae. The record is from RefSeq and is a predicted model, not a curated record.
CAAAACCACCGGACCACCGCCUUACCGUUUCAUUUGCUUUCCCUUAUUUUCCUGGGAAACUUUCUCUGACAUCAGUGGAAACCCUAACAUUAUCUGCUAAUCAAUGUAACUUUUGUGGAAUUAUUUGUGUUGAAAUCUGUAGUAAAGGAGAUCAAACGCAACUCGGAGCCUCUGUUUACUCGAAAAUGGCAAAAACUUCACCACCCAAGAGGAAAUCUGAGUUUGAGAUGAAGCGGACGCCGAGUCCCAUGAGGAGGUUCGAGAGAGCCAAGAAUAACUCAUCAACUUCUUCUGGGUCUAAAAUGUCUGGAAGUAAAAGUUCGGGUUCAUCGUUAAAUGACCGAAAAGGGGAAAGGAAGGAGAAGAGUAUGAAAGAUUUGGCAUUGGGAACUAUAGAAGUUAGCAAAAGUGGGAAAGAAAAUGCAGGAACUGCCCAUGUGAAAAAUAAGAUAAGACAUGCCAGAGAUUAUUUGGCGUGGUUUAAGAAGAAAAAAAAGGAGGUUAAAGCAUCAGUAAAUGCAAGUAAAGAUGUCUGCAAGACAAAGGUUCCAUUGCUGCUCAGUAGUGAGCGGGAAAGGGAACAUACGGAUGAAGGACAGCCGCUCAGGUUUCAGAGAAAGCUGUUGGAGGGAAAGCAUCCUGGGAAAUCUUGUCCUGGUUUGUCUCAGGGGAAACGAGAAAGGGAACAAUUGCUUGAAGAGUUAUCGAUUACAACAGAAGUUGAAAGUGAUGAAGUUGUAAAGAAGCGUAAGAUGGUGGUAAAUAGUAAUGAUGGUCCACACUAUCUAAAGCCUGGAUUAGAGGGAAAGAUAAAUCCUGGAUGCAAGGACGGAGCUUCUGUAACUGCAGCAGAUAAUGUGCCUCAUUGUUUUGCUAGAUCAACUACUUGUGUAAAUACAACUACUGAUGAAAAAUGUGACUCUACUUCACAUAAUGUGGAUAGGAAUGUAUUAGAAAAACCAAAAAGUAACCUGUUUGAUUCUGAGGAGAGAAGAAAAUUGAUCGAUGCCCAGAAGAAUCUCAAUCUUCUUUUGAAGCCUGGGAUAUCAAAACUAUGUGGAGUCCUUCAACUCUCUGAUGUUGUCAAGGCUAUGGUCGAAAAGCUUCUUGAAUACGUAAUGAAUAAUCACCUUGUAAAUACAGAACCAGCAACAACAUUGCAGGCAUUACAGAUAGCUCUGUGUUGGACAGCAGCUUCAUUUCUGAAGCAGAAAGUCGACCACAAAGAAUCGCUUUUGCUUGCAAAGCAGCACCUUAACUUCGCUUGCAUAAAGGAAGAGGCAUAUUAUUUUUAUUCAAUGCUGCGGUGUCUAAAGGAAACCUUUUUACAUCGUACAAGGACUUUCAAGGUUGCAGUGCCUCCAAAAUCUGCUAAAUUAUCAAGUAAAGAUGCCUUGAAGGACCAUUCACAUGCAAAGGUACUAUCAAAGAUUGAAGACUUGUCCAUGAAUCUAGAAUAUUUAGCAAACACAGAUGUCUCAAAAAGUAUCAAAGAUAUUUAUAAAAAGUUCAAGAAGAAGAUGACAAAACUUACUGAGAAGCAAAGAAAAAACGAAAAUGAUUACGAGGAAGAAAAGGGGCAUAUAGAAAGAGAGAAGAAAACAGAGUUGGCCGUUAUUCAAUUUUGUUACCAGAAUAAUACUUCGAUGAGGACAUAUAGGCUUAAGAUGUUGGACAAAAGAAUUGAAGAGCAUAAACUCCAUAUGGACAUACACCGUGAGUGUCUUGAGGAAUUUCACCUGCAAGAAUGGUUUAAGUUGAAGGAGCAGGAGAAACAAUGGGUAGAAAACGUGCAAUCCUGGGCUAAUGUUGAACUAUUAAAUAGGUCACCUUCAAAUGGACCUGAGCCUUGGUCGAAAUGCUUACAGACUAGUGAAGAAGUUAGAGUUAAUAAAGAUUCUGAGGAUUUUGCCUCUUUAAGAGAGCAUGGUCUUGACAAGGUGGUCCUGAUAGGAUUGUCUGGAACUCAAGAAAAUGCUCCUGAUGAAGGUGUAGUAUGUGGUGGUUUCAUUAGAACAGUGACGUCUCCAGCUAGACCCCUUAGUGCAAAUGCUGCAUUAGAUACAAUUACUUCUGGGGCAUUUUUGUUUACUGAUUGUAUGGAGAAAAAUGAAGCUGGCAGUUCUGGUGAUGAUCAAGAGAAUGGCGUGUCUAUGAAUCCGUGUGCCAAAGAGUUAAUUACUGAUGGAGGAACUUCAGACUAUGGGGAGGUUCUGCUUGAUGUGCCAGAAAUUGUUUGCUGUACUGAUGGCUCGGAAAAAGUUGUCACCCCCAGUCUUCCUCCAUCUGAAGAAUGCAUCCACAAUGCGGACACAUCACUCAUUCCUGAUGGGGAGGCCAGACUGGAAGUGCCCAAAUCUGGCAAAUCAACUGAUGGUCCAGAGCAAACCCUUCCUUUGGAUAUGUCUUCUGUGCAAUGGAAGCCUAAUGGGGCUGCAUUAAGUGUACCUGACAGAGAAGCUCCACUGGGAUUGCAUGAGAGUGCCAGUUCAAGUCAUAAUAUUGUGUCUGUGAGAACACCAUCAUCUGAAGAACAAAUUCAUGUAGUGAUGGUAACCGUUAAAGAUAAAGUGGUAGAAUCAAGACUGUUUGAGACUGGCAGUUCAAAUGAUGACCAAGGGAAUCUUGUCACUGUGGAUCCAUCUGAAGAACAAACUCCUGAAAAUGCCACAUAUGAGACUGUCAAUUCAAUUCACGGUUUGCAUAAUGUUAUUUCUGUGAGCGCACCUUCAUCUGAAGACCAAAUCCAUGUAGUGACAGUAACCAGUCCAGAAUCAGGUGUCUUUGAGACUGUCAGUUCCAAUGAUGGCCAAGGGAAUCUUGUCUCUGUGGAUCCACCAUCUGAAGAGCAAACCCUUGAAAAUUCAACAGAUUAUGAGACUAAAGGAUCCGUGUAG